AUGAAGCUGUCCGUUUUCACCUCCGUUGUCCUCGCUGGCCUCGUUGCCGCUCAGCAAGAGAAGCUCCCCAAGUGCGCUCAACCCUGUGUUGACCAGUACACCACUGGCGGCGGCGUCGCUGGAUGCGGCCAGCUCGACAUCAAGUGCAUCUGCAGCAACCAGAACUUCCUCUCCGGAAUCGCCUGCUGUCUUGAGGAGAAGUGCGACACUGAGGGCAAGGAUACCGCUGUCAAGUACGCCAAGCAGAUCUGCUCGACCGCCGGCGUGAACGACCUUCCCGACGAUGUGAAGUGCGACAAGAGCGCCGCUUCUGGCAGCGCCUCUAGCGCAACUGGUGCUACUACCCCUACUUCAAGCUCUGGUGCUGCCAGCGCCUCUUCCACUGGCGACUCUGACAGCGCUGACACCAACGCUGGUGCUCGCGAGGGUGCCGCCGGUAUCUUCGGCGUCGCUAUGGCCAUGCUCUUUGCUCUGUAA
Molecule: messenger RNA, 477 nt
Organism: Fusarium coffeatum
Lineage: Eukaryota; Fungi; Ascomycota; Sordariomycetes; Hypocreales; Nectriaceae
Exons: 2
Coding region: 1-477 (158 amino acids)
Source: RefSeq, a predicted model, not a curated record